AUGAGUUUACCCACACCUAUUCACCCUGCCUAUGCCGCUAUCAACGAAGCUCGAAAGAAGCUACCACCUAUGGGUGAUAUCCCACUUGAAAAGGUGCGAGAAAACAUGGACAAACGCGGUGCUGCAGUUCAAGUUCCAGACGUCAUUGAAGAAGACAGGGUUGUGGAUAGUGAGGAUAAAUCCUUGAGAUUGACGCUGUUGCGUCCUUUGGGUACCGAGGAUGAGAUGCUUCCUGUUGUCAUCUAUUAUCAUGGAGGUGGAUUUAUAAGCGGUUCGAAAUAUACGCAUCGCAAGGUCACUCGCGAUAUAUGCACUAAAAGUCGCGUGGCUAUUGUCUUUGUCGAAUACUCACUAGCCCCUGAAGCCAAAUUCCCAUUGAUACAUGAAGAGUGCUAUGCAACCUUACAGUGGGUGCUUAAGAAUGGCAGAGGUAUCAAAGUCGACACCAACAAAUUAGCUGUGUGUGGUGAUAGUGCUGGUGGUAACCUAGCAAUUGCGAUCCCAUUGAUGGCCAAACAGCGUGGCCUGGGGGAUGUGAUCAAGGCUCAAAUUGCAUACUAUCCCGUCACAGCGUCAUCCAAUCGCGAAAGGUUCCCAUCGUAUCAAGAAUUUGGCAAUGGUGACUAUCCAUUAAGCCGUAAAGACGUGGAACAAGUGGAACACCUAUACUUUGAAGGAGAAGGAGGCGAUAAAAAGUGGGCUGCACCUUUGUUGGCAUCACUCGAUGACCUACGUGGUUUGCCACCAGCUCUCAUUAUGACCUCGGAAGCAGAUUUGUUACGUGACGAAGCCGAAGAAUACGGACGUAAAUUGACUGAGGCAGGUGUUAAGACAGCAACUGUACGAUUGAUUGGUGGAGUCCAUGGAAUGGUUAUUCAGAAUGUGGAUACUCCCAUAUACCUACAAUCGUUGGCAAUGAUAAACCAGCAAUUAGAUGAAGCAUUCAAAGGACCUUAG
This is a messenger RNA of Lichtheimia ornata, 957 nucleotides long. RefSeq lists its product as uncharacterized. Bases 1 to 957 code for a protein of 318 amino acids. Gene Ontology annotation, molecular function: hydrolase activity. NCBI's taxonomy places the organism in Eukaryota, Fungi, Mucoromycota, Mucoromycetes, Mucorales, Lichtheimiaceae. The record is from RefSeq and is a predicted model, not a curated record. The transcript is spliced from 4 exons.